Puccinia graminis f. sp. tritici CRL 75-36-700-3 is the source of this 3429-nucleotide messenger RNA. RefSeq lists its product as uncharacterized. The coding region runs from base 1 to 3429 and encodes 1142 amino acids. Lineage: Eukaryota; Fungi; Basidiomycota; Pucciniomycetes; Pucciniales; Pucciniaceae. The transcript is spliced from 19 exons. The record is from RefSeq and is a predicted model, not a curated record.
AUGGCGCCUCGUGGAAACGCCGGAAAGGGCAAAAGUGCCCAAAAAGCACCAAUAGUGAUGGCGCCUCGUGGAAAUUUGAAGAAAAAUACCCAACACCAGGCAGCAGAGUUGAAAUUGCUGGAAGACGAAAAUUAUGCAAGGUUGAAAAUCCGAUUGGAUGAGUUCGAGAGAAGUAUGGACUUGAGCAUGAUGCAAAUGAACUCAAGACUUGCAGCGGAAUUGUCUCCAAACGCCCCAACCAUGGCAGAUCUUAAUGCCAAUCUCACGGAACUGCGUGACAAAACUGUGACUUCGAUUCGGUCGAAUGAUCAGCUGGGAGGGAAAAUUUGCGAACUUGAACGUAAAUGGCGAGAAAUACAUGAACGCAUCGAGAAGGACUCGAAUGGUCAGCUGGGUGGAAAAAUUCCUGAACUUGAAUCCCGAUGUCGAGAAAUGGUUGACCGCAUGGAAGUGGAGCUGGGGAAAAACUUCUCCAAACUUGAAUCUAAAUGUAAAGACAUGCUUGGUCGCAUGGAAGUGGAGGCGGAAAAACAAAAAUCCAAAUUUGAAUCCAAAUGUCGAGAAAUGCUAGGCCGCAUGGAAGUGAAGACAAGCGAACAACUGGCAAUCUCUCCAUAUGACCCUAGCUCUAAUGACAGGAGCCAAGACGCGAUGUGCGCUCCUCAAAAAAAUCUUGACUCAGUUCAGGAAGUGAUGCGGAAAAGUGAGGAAGCCGUGAUGAAGAACUGGAAGGAGCUCGAGAAGCACAAAGCUGAAUUGGGACACAUGAAAAGUCUCGGCCAACAACUUUCCGACCAGAUUGCAGACCUCGACAAAUUAUCAAGGCAGAAUCAGGACAAGCUUGCAGGACAAGCUUCUCAGAUUACAUUUCUUUUCCGAGGCGGUCAAUCUGUGGCAAACCGCCAGGACGAGGUUGAAGCUUACCCCAAAUCGAUUAUCAUACAGACAAAAAAGUGCAACGAACUCGGAAAAACCCAACACCACAACUUAACGGCUGCCGUUGAAUCCUUGAAACAAUGGGUUGUUUCAGCUUUAAAGAAAGAAAUCAAGCCCAUAUCUGAGCAGGCAAAACGGAACUCAAGCGCCAUUAAAGAGCAGAGGGACAAACUUGAUCUCCUCAACAAUGUGAAACCACAACUUGAUCUUAUUUCUGAAGCCCAACGGAAGGUUUUCGAAAAACUGGCAACUAUAGAGACCAUCGACCUUAAGGAAAGUACUCAAAUCCAAUCAAUAGACAUGGUGGAGACAGAAAGGAUUACGGGUCUCAUGAAAAGCAAAUGCGAGGAAUUGUUCUCUGUCAUACAACGCAGCUUCAAUGCUGAUCUGGAAUCUCUCAAGCAGAAACAGUCCAAUGAGCUUCUCCAACAAAGCCGUCAACUUCAAUCCAUGUUAACUGUUAAAGCUGAAAUUGAGGGAAAGAUAAUAGACUUGAUAGAGGCUAACAAGAGAAAUGAAAAUGGUCUUUCGAAGGCAAAAUCUGAUGUCCACUCGCUCAUUCAACAAAGCCAAGUGAUUUCCCAGCGCCAAAAUGACAUUGCGAAGGACGUUUCCAAAUUGUCUCGAGAGAAGAACGAGGAAUUGGAGACACCAACCGUCUUAGAGCUUAUGCAACAAACCUGUAACGAAUCACUGAAAAACCAUCAACGCAAAUUCAAUGCCGACCUUGAAUCCCUCAAGCAACAUGUUUUAUCUGUUCAAAAAGACGAACUCCGACCUAUCGUUGAACAGGCAAAGCAGACGUCUAACGAAAUUUUCAAGCACCGUACUCAACUUGAUAUCGUAGCCCGCAUCGAGGGAAAGGUAUCAAGCUUGGAAAAAGCUUCUGAGACAACUCAAUCCACUCUUACCGAGGCCAAUUCAGCCAUCCGAUCACUCAUUGAAAAGACGGAGCUCAUACAACGGCACCAAGCUACACUUGAAGAAAAUUUGACAAGUCUUCAAGAUGAAACUGUGCAAAUGCAGAACGGAAAUCCAGAUCGAAACCAGACUUCUACUGCUUUACCUUUUCCACCUCCUCUCAUCCCAGACGUCUCGAUUGUUCGAUUUCAAAGCUCUCCUCAAACUUCCUCACCCAUUUCGAUUGAGAGAGACGACAUUUCGGUUGUCGGAGUAGAACGUUCUCAAGCUGAGGGAUCCCGCACACAGGAUCACGCAAAUGAUGAAUCAAACGAACAACAUGAUGUUCACGAAAGGCCAUCGUCAAAGCGCUCGAACUUACGAGCACGCAGCUACACAGACGAAGAGUCCGAUUCCUCACCUGCCCCAUACAGUCGAUCAACAUCAAGAGCUCCCGGGAAACUCACCAAAAACCAAAAAUGGAGACGCGAAACCAGGAAGAACAAACCUAAUAAAGGAAAGAGGGAAAGUUUGAGAAAGGAGCGUGAAAGCAUGGAACCAUCCCAACGAGAUGAUGAUAUCACUUUGUCCAAUGCAGUCCACGCACACAUCCGGAUCAUAACGGGGCUCCCCAGGAAGAAAGGUGCUUUUCUCCCCACACCAACACUCAAAGAACUGGACAAUAUGCCUCAAUUGGAAGAAGGUCCAUUGUCCGUCUCCGCCAAGUACAAAGUCGCAAAUGUGACGCAAACCUGGGAUCCUGAGGACGAAAUGGGUGACGGUUUCUCGCAGUAUUGCCUGCGGCGCAUCAAGCAAUAUGGUCUUCCAUUUGUGGGAAUAAGCACAUUACUUGAUAAUCCCAAGGCGUUGGAAUGGAACCGUAGGACGGUCGGUUUCCUCAGUGACACAUUCUACCAUGCAGUACAAGCCGGCGACUACGGCAAAAUUUUCCGGGCCGGUUAUGACAUUCACGACGGUGGCUUGGAGAGAGCUGAGACACUCAUUCGAACAAAUCUGGACUACCGAAUUGCUGAGAUGACAAAAUAUCUCAAACGUGCAGACACCAAGAGCCACCCGGUUUCUUUACCCGAUGACCCUGCCACACCAAGCAAUGUUGGGGAGGGAGAAUCAAGGGCAAGGAGAUUGCGAGCAGCUGACGAGAAGAAAGAUCGGAUAUUUGCACGACGUGUAGCUUUGGGACAAAGACGCUAUCAGACAGCCUGUGCGAUUCCAGAGUUUCAUAGAUAUCGCAGCCUUUUUCUGGACAAACGUCUUUGUUCAUCGGAUGAAUCUAAUGCUGAUGCAGAUGAUGACACAAGAAUCAGACAUGCACCUGUUUGGCGUAGCAGCAAGGCCACUGCCCUGGUCGAACGAAUUGACAAACAAACUCAAAUAAUUCGUGCUAACGGACCUUCGAAAGCCGGCAGAAAGCCAGGGAAGCGUCUCAAUUUGGGGGCCGAGGCCCCACUUGGAGGUUUGGAGACAACACCAUGCCGUCUACCUGAAGACGUUUAUGGCACUUUAUGGAUGAAUUCUCAGUCUGCAGAACAAAAAAAGGCACUUCAAUUGAAACCCGCCAUUUUUGAUGAGUGA